UGCAAGUGUGAUUUGUGGUGUGUAUCGCAUUCCGAAUGAAGUCAAUCUGCAAACAGCGAUGGAUUACAAUUGCAGUGGUAACUGCAACAUUUGUGUUAGCUACUUCAUAUUCAGAAUCACCACCGUUAUUAGCGGUGCCGCCAUACCCAUUCACCUCCAUCUUCAGUUUCGGCGAUUCUCUUGCUGACACCGGCAAUUUCUAUUUUGACAGCCCUUCUCAUCGCUGCUUCCAACCACCCUACGGUGAAACGUUCUUCCACCAUGUCUCUGGACGCUGCUCCGAUGGCCGCCUCAUCAUCGAUUUCAUCGCAGAGGCAUUGGGACUUCCAUUGGUGAAAGCUUAUAAGGAAAAGAAGAAUGCGGAGGGAGGAACCAAUUUUGCUGUGAUUGGAGCCACGGCUUUAGAGCCGAGCUUUUUCGAACAGAGGGGCAUUUCUCUUCCAACCAAUCAUUCUCUGACAGAUCAAUUGAAUUGGUUCAAGGAACUGCUUCCUUCUCUCUGCAAUUAUUCCACAGAUUGUCGUGAAGUUUUGGGAAACUCAUUAUUUCUUGUGGGAGAAAUAGGAGGAAAUGAUCUAAGUUAUCUUUUAUUUCAACAAAAGAGCAUAGCAGAUGUUAAAACGUAUGUUCCAUAUGUGAUCAAUGCAAUAGCUUCAGCUAUCCAUGAGUUAAUUGGUGUAGGGGCUCGCACACUAAUUGUUCCAGGAAAUUUACCACGUGGAUGUAGUGUAAUACAUUUAACAAUUUAUGAGACCUUAGAUAAGACGCAAUAUGACCAAAGUGGGUGUUUGAAGUGGUUAAAUGAGUUUGCUGAAUAUUACAAUCAUGAGCUCCAAAGUGAAUUAGACAAGCUUCGAACACAUCAUCCUCAUGUCAAUAUCAUCUAUGGUGAUUAUUACAAUGCUGCAUUGCCUUUAUAUAGUGACCCCAAAAAGUUUGGAUUUAUUGGUCUUAAAGCUUGUUGUGGAAAGGGGGGUCCAUACAAUUUCAAUGAAUUAGUAAAAUGUGGUGAUCCAAGUGUGAAUGUUUGUGAUGAUCCUUCUAAGUAUAUUGCAUGGGAUGGAAUUCAUUUAACUGAAGCUGCAUAUAAAUUAAUUGCUCAAAACUUUAUAAAAGGACAACAUUCACAACCUCAAUUUAGUUCGUUGUGUUUGCCUAAUGAAAAUUUUGGUUAUUUUAAUGGCUGAAUUAUUUUUUUCUUUUGUUUUAAAGAGUGUGAGACAAGUUCAAAUGUAGCUCCCAUAAUAU
Messenger RNA from Vigna umbellata (rice bean), 1248 nucleotides. RefSeq names its product GDSL esterase/lipase At1g28590-like. Lineage: Eukaryota; Viridiplantae; Streptophyta; Magnoliopsida; Fabales; Fabaceae. The record is from RefSeq and is a predicted model, not a curated record. Gene Ontology annotation, molecular function: hydrolase activity, acting on ester bonds.